Argiope bruennichi is the source of this 3775-nucleotide messenger RNA. RefSeq names its product putative inorganic phosphate cotransporter. The transcript is spliced from 10 exons. The coding region runs from base 138 to 1655 and encodes 505 amino acids. Gene Ontology annotation, molecular function: transmembrane transporter activity. Gene Ontology annotation, biological process: transmembrane transport; monoatomic anion transport. The record is from RefSeq and is a predicted model, not a curated record. Lineage: Eukaryota; Metazoa; Arthropoda; Arachnida; Araneae; Araneidae.
CAGUAACAUUUGAAUCUCGGAACUCCCUGAAGAAAGGAUCAUUAAUAUUCUAUAUUUCUGAAAGGCCAGGUUUAUAAUUAUUUUAUGUCUCUGAGGAUUCCUGAAAAAUCAAAAUAUUUGCUUCUUCUUGUGUGAAAAUGGAUCCAAAAGGAAAAAUUGGUGUUGUUAAGCCACCCUCAUUGGGAUAUCGGCACGUCGUAGCUUUAAUAGGAUUCGCAUCAUGCUUCCUGGUCAACAUUCAACGUAUGAGUUUGGGUGUUGCCAUUGUGGCUAUGGUAAAUCAAACUGUGCCUGAUCGAUUAGCUGAAAGCAAUUCGACUGCUAUUGUUUGUCCAUAUAGUAAUGAAACAAAAAGCUCUUCAGUGAAGAAGGUUGAAGGUGACUUCCCAUGGAAUUCACAGCAGCAAGGAUUGGUACUUGGAAUUGGGUUUCUCGGCUUUUUCUUCGCAACUAUUCCGGCCUCAAUGCUCAUCAAGGCCUUGCAAGCAAAACGAGUGGCACUGUUUGGCAGUAUUUUAUCCAGUGUUGUGACUAUGCUCUGUCCGAUAGCAUCCGAGCUUCAUGUGAAUGCUAUGAUAGUUGCUCAGUUUGUCAGAGGUAUUGGGCAAGGCUUCCUCUUCGUCUCGCUGUUUGUUCUUAUGGCUAACUGGUUUCCCAGGAAAGAAAGGGGACUUCUGUCCACCUGUGUCAUUUCUGGCUAUUCCAUAGGCUCGGCCGUCGCAUCAGCUGUUACAGGGUACAUCUGUGAUGUACCAGAACUAGGCUGGGAAGGAAGUUUUUACAUAAUGGGUGGAAUCGGAGUCUUUCAUGCAGCUCUUGUUAUUGUGCUGCUUUAUGAAACUCCUCAAAGUCAUCCUAAAAUUUCUUCAGCCGAGCUGCUGUAUUUAUCUGCUGAUGAAGAAAAGAAUGCAUCGAAUAAUGUUCCAAAAACUCCAUGGCUUAAGAUUCUCUCUUCAAUUCCUUUCUAUGCGUUAUUGAUUGGUCUUCUUGGUCAGUACUGGUGCUUUUCAUAUUUCUGGACUGUUCACUCCACAUUUUUGGGCACAAUACAGCAUUUUCCGAUAACUGAGAAUGGAGUUUGGUCCUGUCUUCCAUUUCUCAUGAAAGCAUGUGGAGAAUACUCUAGCAGUUCGAUUUCCAACUGGCUUCUGAUGAAAAAAUACGUAACUGUUAACGUUUUGCGUAGAACUUGCAAUUCAAUCGGAUGCAUUGGCUUUUCGGCUGCUGUUUUGGGAACCUAUUAUUCAGGCUGCAAUGGUUCCAUGAGUGCAGUGACAGCUGCAGUAUCCAUGUUUUUCACAGGUGUUGCAACGGCUGGUGCCAUGAUUACCUGCAUAGAUAUGGCUCCGAGAUUCGCUGGUUCUUUAUCUGCAUUUCUAAAUGGUGCUGGAUGCUGGGUUUCAUUCCUUCUCCCCAUAAUUGUAGGAUUAAUAACAAGAAAUAAACUUCUCACAGAAUGGCACACUGUAUUCUUCAUCUCCAUAUCCUUUGUAAUGCUCAGCGGCGUUAUUUUUGCCAUAUUUGGAUCUGCAGAAGUUCAGCCAUGGAAUUUCGUCGAAGAAGACGUCAAAAAAGAUAUAAAUUCAUUAGAACUAAACAAAGAAAGAGAAACCUCUCCUCAAUCUACAGGUGGUUUACCGAACAACCAUAGGUGAUCUGAACUCUUCUUGAAAUUAGAUUUCAAUUUUUUAAUUCUGGUAACUGCUUACUACAGUAGAAUCAAGUGCUGUAGAAAUUUCUUAUCAGGAAUUUCGUAGGAAACUACUGGGCACUAUGACAUAGUUUGCAAAAACUCACUAUCGCUUGAGCAUUUCUUUGAUCAAUGAUUCUUUUUGAAUGCUAGAAAUAUCUAUGACUAAAUCUCGUAGUUUAUGGGCAUGAAUUGAAAGAAUGAAGAAAAGAAAUGAAAUUUCAUUCACAAAAUAGAUUGAAAAAGUUCUAAAAAUUGUGCGCUUAUUUCAUAUAAGAAAAUCAUUUUUCUUCUUUUUAAAAUCUAGAAAACAAAAUAGUUUAUUGUUUAAUCUGUUUUUUCGUUAUUUUGUAUUUAAUUACAAAGAACUGUGGGAAAUUUUUUGGCUUAGACUUGAUUGAUAGAGAAGAAUCAAGUAAAAAAAUCCAUAGGGAAAAUCGUAAAUAUAGUUUUAUACACAUACCUGAGAUUUUAGAAUGCAAACUUCGACAUCUAUGAAUUCACUCAAAAUUCACACUCUCGUCGCUUAAUUCAUAAACCAAUGAUUUGAUGAGAUUCUGGACAACUGUCUUUUCAAUUCAGGCUCAAACGCAACUUUGAAGUAGAUAACAUUGAAGGCUAGCGUAGACAUAUUGCUAGAAGCUUCCACAGAUGAUACCGCUAAACUCAAUGAGAAGUAGUCAAAAUUUACCUAUUUGAUACCAAAUCUACGCUAACUAUAUUAGACUCUUGUUUGAACCAACUUUGGAAAAGAUGUAGAAAUAACAAAAAACGCUUCGUAAGUGUUGCUGAACAUGGAACUUUGGUUGGUUCUCUUGUGGAUUGAAUUAGCAUUUUUCUAAUUCUAUUCUGAUAGUAGCAUGCACAUCAUAUCGUCCCGAAAAUUCGGACUAUCCUCUAUGGAUGAAUUGUUAAUUUGCAGUCUCUAACCAUCGCUGCAUUUUCAAUAUAAUAAAUUUCUGAUUUAGGCAUUCACCAAAUCCAUUUGGCUAUAGAUUCUAGAUGCCAAAAUCAUAAAAUCAUCGAAUUCUCUGUCCUAUUUAUUAAUAAUUUUCAGCAUGAUUACCAAUUUUUUUUGCUUAAAUAUUGCUACGUUAGCAUACUUUUGUGACUUGAUUUGGGUGAUAAAUAAAAUAUUUAGGUGAAAACAGAACAAAAGAAAGAAACUAGUACCAGCAGCCAGGUUGAAAAUUGUAUGUUAUAAAAAUUGAAAUGUACAGAACUCAACGAUGAUGAAAUCAAGUCAAUUAAGGAAGCUUAAUAUAGGGCAUAGGGGUCAAGCGUAAAACAUUAUUAAUACGCUAAAAUAUUUUAGAUAAAAUUCGGAAAUUUUUCGUUUAGUGAUUCAUUCAAAAUACUAAAACUUCCAAAUUUUUAGAAAGCAAAAUUAAGAAUUCUCAAAGAAAAAUUUUUUUAAUCCAAUUAUUUUCGUUCAUUUUUAAUAUGUUGCCAGACAAAGCGAUGACCAAGCACUUUUGGCAGCCAUUCUUUAAAAAUAAGUGCUAACUUAUACAUAGAUUUUGGGAAUAAAAAUUAAAAUCUGCUGUUUUCAAAGCACCCUCGUGACAGAACAAACAAAACAGUGAACUUGAAAUUCCAUUUGAAGACACAUUGACAUCUUCUUAUGGAAUUCUGAAAUGAUGAAUAAUUACCUUUGGGGAGAAGUAGAACUGCUGUAUUAGAUGUUCUCAUGACUUUUUUGUAAGCAAAAUGAAAACUAGAAACAGAAUCUAUUUUUCCAGUACAGUCGCUAAGGAUAUGACAAUGUCAAAGUCGAUCACAGUAUUAUACUGUUAAUUUCUUGAAAACCACUGAUAAUUUUCAAAAUAAAAGUUAAAAAAAAUUAAAGUACAAAUUAAGUUAUUCAUUUAUUUAUUUAUUUAAUAUUUUCAUCAAUUUAUUUCAAAAGAUGCGAUUUUUCUUUUUUCUGUAUUACAUGCAAUAAGAAUUUUUGUAUCACUUAGUAAAGAGGAAUGGGCAAAUGUUGCAUAAGAUUGCCUACAUUUGCAUAAUGAUACCUGACGAUUGCACAUAAUUGUAUAAAUAUUGUAUAUUGUUAAAUGUAAUAAAAUUUUUAUUUGUUCA